This is a messenger RNA of Hemiscyllium ocellatum (epaulette shark), 3837 nucleotides long. RefSeq names its product phosphodiesterase 8A (gene pde8a). The record is from RefSeq and is a predicted model, not a curated record. Gene Ontology annotation, biological process: cellular response to epidermal growth factor stimulus; regulation of DNA-templated transcription; signal transduction. Gene Ontology annotation, molecular function: 3',5'-cyclic-AMP phosphodiesterase activity. The coding region runs from base 318 to 2861 and encodes 847 amino acids. The transcript has 22 exons. NCBI's taxonomy places the organism in Eukaryota, Metazoa, Chordata, Chondrichthyes, Orectolobiformes, Hemiscylliidae.
AGGCGGACCCGGGAGAAAGCUGCGGAUCUACACGCGGGCGGUGACCGAGUCGGAGGAUCUGUUCCCGGGGGAUCGUGGAGCUGCGGCCAGCCCCGGGGGGGAGUGGGAGAGAGUCGGUCCGGUCCCUGAGCCCGGGGGCCAUGCGGCUGUGACACCAGCCCCCCCCCCCCCCCUCACUCCAUCUCCCCGGGGGCCCGGCUCCGGUGGGGACUCUCCCUGCGCCGGGACACCAUGCUCGGCUGCCCCUGGGCCUGAGGAGGGCCCGGGGCCGGGGCUGGGCCCGGGGCCGGCAGGGAGGCUGGAGCCGGCCGCUCGCCAUGGGCUGCGCUCCGAGUAUCCAUGUGUCCCAGAGCGGGGUGGUGUACUGCCGGGACUCGGACGGCUCCAACUCCCCGCAUCAGACCACCGCGGCCUCCCAGCAGAGCGGAGCCCUGGCCGGCUUCUUCAUCAGGACAGAGCGCUCGGGCUCCAUGACCGGCUGCCGGCCCCUGGCCAACAAGGAGCAGAGGGAACCGGCCCACAGCAUCCAGGAGGAGAGCCAGGCUAAGGGAGCAGUGACUGAGGUUCAGUUUGGACCAAUGAAGAUCUACCAGGAUCCCAUUCAGGUACUUCUAGUGUUUGCCAAGGAAGAUAGCCAGAGUACUGGAUUCUGGUGGGCAUGUGACAGGGCGGGGUACAAGUGCAAUGUGGCACAGACGCCAGAGGCUGCACUGGAAUGUUUCUUAGACAAGAAUCAUGAGAUCAUCAUCAUAGAUCAUAGACAUUCCACAUACUUUGAUGCAGAGGCACUAUGUCGAUCCAUCAGAGCAAUAAAAUCGGCGGAAAAUGCUGUCAUUGUUGCUGUUGCAAAGCGACCACAAGGAGAUCACAAGGAGAGUUCUGUGAUGUCACUGAUUGCUGCAGGAUUCACACGGUGUUACAUUGAAAAUCCCAGUAUCGUUGCCUGUUACAAUGAACUGAUCCAGUUGGAAUUCGGAGAAGUACGUGCUCAGUUCAAAUUGAGGGCAUGUAGUGCAAUCAUCACAGCUUUGGAGCAAAGCCAAGAAUCAAUAGAAAUCACGAGUGAAGAUAAUAUUAUUCAGUAUGUGAAUCCUGCAUUUGAAGUAAUGAUGGGUUACAAGCGAGAGGAAUUGAUAGGGAAGGAGCAAAUGGAAGUGCCUAAAAGUGAUAAAAAUAAAGCAGAUCUUCUAGACACAAUCAACUCAUAUGUUAAGAAAGGAAAGGAGUGGCAAGGAAUGUACUACGGCAGAAAACGAAACGGAGACAGUGUACAGCAGAAUGUAAAGAUAACUCCUGUCAUAGGGCAAGGAGGGAAAAUUAGGCACUAUGUGUGUAUUAAACGACCAUUUAAUGAAAACAAGAGUGACAAAUCCCACUUGUGUGAUCGUGUUCAGGCUGAAUCCCAAACAGACAUCCACACUUGUAAACACAAAGACAGGAGGAAAAGUUCCGAUGUCAGAUCCAACACAUCACGAGGGAGUGAUGGUAGCUCCCAGCCCAGAAGAUCCUCUAUUGCUAGGAUACAUUCCAUGACCAUUGAAGCUCCCAUUACCAAGGUAAUAAAUAUCAUAAAUGUUGCACAAGAGAGCAGCUCUGAGCCAGUGGCUGAAGCUUUGGAUCGUGUGCUGGAAAUUCUUCGAACAACAGAACUAUAUUCUCCGCAGCUUGGAAACAAGGAAGAUGACCCACAUGCCAGUGACCUAGUCGAUGGGCUGAUGUCUGAUGGUUUGCGGCGACUGUCUGGAAAUGAAUACAUCUUCACCAAAAAUGCUCACACUAUUCAUACUCAUUUUCAUAUUCCUGUCUCGCUGCAUGAUAUCCCACCAAGGAUAACUGAAACCAUGGAGAAUGAGGAUUGCUGGGACUUUGACAUCUUUGAAUUGGAGGCUGCAACUCACAAAAGGCCUCUGGUCUACCUUGGGUUGAAAACAUUUUCACGCUUUGGAGUCUGUGAAUUUUUAAACUGUUCUGAAUCAGUAUUACGUUCCUGGUUACAAGUUAUCGAAGCAAAUUACCACUCCUCGAAUUCCUACCACAAUUCAACGCAUUCUGCUGAUGUCCUGCAUGCAACUGCUUAUUUCCUUUGUAAGGAAAGAGUUAAGCAAAGUUUGGACCGGACUGAUGAGGUGGCAGCUCUCAUUGCAGCCACAGUACAUGAUGUUGAUCACCCUGGCAGAACAAACUCGUUCCUGUGCAAUGCGGGCAGUGAGUUGGCACUCCUUUACAAUGACACAGCUGUGCUGGAGAGUCACCAUGCAGCAUUGGCAUUUCAGCUGACCACACGGGAUGAUAAAUGUAACAUCUUCAAGAACAUGGAGAGGAAUGAAUAUCGGACACUCCGACAAGCUAUUAUAGAUAUGGUCCUUGCGACAGAGAUGACAAAACACUUUGAACAUGUCAACAAGUUUGUAAACAGCAUCAACAAACCUUUGGCUGGACUGGAGGAUAACAGCUCUGGGAAUGGUGGCAAUGAAGAUUCAUGUAAUACCAUCCUCACAUCGCCUGAAAAUCGAACUCUGAUCAAACGUAUGUUAAUAAAAUGUGCAGAUAUCUCCAAUCCCUGCAGACCCCUGGAUCUCUGUAUUGAGUGGGCUGCACGUAUUUCAGAGGAGUAUUUUGCUCAGACUGAUGAGGAGAAACGACAAGGGUUACCUGUGGUAAUGCCUGUGUUUGAUAGAAAUACUUGCAGCAUCCCCAAGUCACAAAUCUCCUUCAUUGAUUACUUUGUUACGGAUAUGUUUGAUGCCUGGGAUGUGUUUGCUGACCUGCCCAACUUGAUCCAGUACUUAGCGAUGAACUUCAAAUAUUGGAAAUGUCUGGAUGAACAGAAGCUGCAUUCUCUCCGUCCUCCUGAGCCGUGAACGGGCCGGAUAUGUUCUCAGACUCAUUGCCAUUUGUACAAGUCCUGCGCUGUUUGCCAUUGGAUUUCUUCAAAACGAAGCAGUCGAGCAUGACAUCCCAAGGAAAAUAUGGGAGCAGGAUGCUUUGCUGGGAUUUGGCUGUCUGCUUUUGGAAUUUUUUACACUGGAUUGAUACUGUGCAAUCCUGCUCCAGUGUAAAGGUCCCAGCAGGACUGAUGAGGAAAAAUAAUUUAUAUGUGAUCUUCACGAUCAGCUGCUGCAGAACACCAUUGCACAUUUUUAAAAACUCAGUCUAAUAGUGUAUCUGCUUUCUUUGUGUUGGAACUGUAUUGAGUAUCUGUACUUUUAUCAUGGAACAGUUUGUGUCAGAGAUUUAUCUUGUCACCUGCACAGAGACCCCACAAAUUCAAUCUGUGCCACCAAAAAAUGCAAGACAUGAAGGAAACCUCAGCAUUUAGUGAAAUGUAUCUUGUUUAUUUUUCAGAUCUAUUCAAAGAAGCACUCCCUCCUCCCUGAGCACUACUGACUCUGGUUUAUACGUUUGAAGAAAAAAAAUACAUAUGUGAAUCUAGGUGCAAAUGUUUAAAACGAAAGCUUUUCAAACACGAUCAUUAACUAUUAUGAUUUAGAUGAUCUGUUUAUUUAUUUUAGAUGUUUAAUAUUUUCUAUGAAUUUAUAUAAAUACUAAAAACAACCAAAGCCAACUUUCGAAUAAGAACAUAAAUUGACAUGAUUCAGAUGUGAUGCUGUAUAGACCUUUUUAUUUUCAUAAUACAAAUACAGAACCUUCUAGAACAAACUUUUUCAUUGCACUAUAUGGAUAAAAGUAUCUGGUUAGUUGUCUGUUAAUGGGGGUUUGCAUUAUGGAAGGUGUUGUUCCUGCAAACCACCUGAGCUGCAGCAAUGUUUUGUCCUUUGUAUCUUUGUAACCCCAAGUUAUCAAUUGCCCUCUUAGUUUUUAUAAAUGGCCCAAUGA